GCAGUGCGCUUUGCGCCGCGACUUGAUAAACAUUGUGGUAAACUUAAACUGUAAAAUAUUAUUUUUCUUAAAAAAUUGUAUUUUUUUUUCAUAUAUCGGGAGCCGAUAUCUUACAAAUCAUAUCGAUAUUAUCAGUAGCUGAGAUAUCGAUUAAAAUUUUCGAUAUAUCGGAAAGAAAAUAUCGACAUGUUCAGGUAUCGAUAAAUAUCACACAUCCCUAGCAGGCAGGCGCAGCUCGGAUCAACACGAAACAUGACGUCUGGCUGAGCCCAAAAAACCAGAGAGGAGAGAGAGAGAGAGAGAGAGAAAAAAAAGACGACAGCGAGAAGACUCUGAGGACAGAGUUGCUGCAGAUACGGAGUGUCCCGCCCCCACGAGCGCUUUAAAGGUUAACAACGGUAGCGCUCUGCUCCGUUAUAUAUACUGAUCGCUCGCGACUGUACGUGUUUGUGUAUCUAUACGUAUAUGUAUAUAGAUGCGUUGAAGGGGCUAUUUGGUCCGCGAACACUUUGUGCUACACGGCUGCAGUCUGCACCUGCGCAUACAUAUAUCGUGCUGUGCGAGAGGAAAUUCAGCAUAGCCUAUGCAGCACAGUGAAGCCGCUCGUCGCAGAGAACAGAAGGAUAAGCGGACGGAUCUGAGGGGGCGACGAAGGACUGUCUAAUAACGAUUACCUCGCGACAUAAUAACAACAAUAAUAAAGGAGCGAAGUAGUAGGAGUGUAGAUAGCCACUACUACUACCACGAUCGCGACACAGAGGCCAGAGCAGAGGCAGAGGCAGCAGUAGUCAGCGGCGGCGGUAGUGUAGCGCAGUAAUAGCGCAGGAGGAGGAUAGAGCGAGAGAAGAAGAGGACGGAAUAGGGCGGGAGAGGAGAGAGACAGAGACACACGGCGAGCAGUCGAGCCUUAUGUCAAGCCAGCACUCGGCCGCUGCUCGGCUGCGCUGCGCGAGAGCUGACGAAGACGGUCGCCUGCCGCGGGCGACGACGACGACAACGACGGGAGAAGUCGCCGCCGCGAGAAGCGGCAAGCAGCAGCCAGCAUGAAGAAACUCUUCUCCAAGAUCGACAACACCGCCGCCAAGGAGACCAACAGCUACCUGGGCAAGGUCUUCGUCGUCGGCCGGCACACCGUCACCGUUGAGGAAGUCCUGGCCGAAGGAGGAUUUGCCAUAGUCUUCCUAGUCAAAUCUUCAGGUGGUCGUUAUGCAUUAAAGCGCAUGUAUGUCAACAACGAUCACGAUCUCAAUGUUUGUAAAAGGGAAAUACAAAUUGCAAGUAACUUGAGUGGACAUAAAAACAUUAUAGGAUAUGUAGACAGCAGUAUUACACAUACAGGAGGAGGAGUUCAUGAGCUCCUCCUCCUGAUGCCUUAUUGUAAAUCGCAAGUUCUUCAGAUGAUGAACAACAGGUUACAAACAGGAUUCACGGAACCAGAAGUGCUUCAAAUAUUUUGUGACACGUGUGAAGCUGUAUCUCGAUUGCACCACUGUCAGACACCUAUUGUUCACAGGGAUUUAAAAGUAGAGAAUAUCUUAUUAUCUGAUUCAGGACAUUAUGUUUUAUGUGAUUUUGGCUCAGCAACAGGAAAAGUUUUAAAUCCUAGUGUUCAUGGAGCAUCUAUUGUAGAAGAAGAAAUAAAAAAGUAUACAACACUUAGUUAUAGAGCUCCAGAAAUGGUUGACAUGUAUUGUGGUAAACCUAUUACAACAAAAGCAGAUAUCUGGGCUCUGGGCUGUUUGUUGUACAAGUUGUGCUUUUUCACUUUGCCUUUUGGAGAAAGUACUCUGGCUAUUCAAUCUGGAAACUUCACUAUACCUGAUAAUUCAAGAUACAGCAAGUCUCUUCAUUGUUUGAUUCGUUAUAUGCUGGAACCUGAUCCUGACAUUCGUCCCGAUAUAUAUCAAGUGUCGGCGGUCGCAUUUCAGAUUGCGGGUAAAGAAAAUCCUGUUCAAAAUUUACAUAAAGUUACUACUCCUACGAUAGAGGGUUUGCCAUGUCCACCUUUGGAGUCAGAAUGUAUAAAGCGGUCGUCAUCUGUGAAAAUCCCAAAGACCACGACAGUAACCACUGUCGAAGGCACGUCAGUGACACCCAGGCAAAGACCAAAAGGUCAGGGUGUCACUACCGGACCCAUUAGUUUGAGCGGUCAGAUAGUCAGCCAGAUAUCCGGCCAGGGAAAUCAGCUGCAUCCGCAAAGUCCGGCGAGUAAUUCGGUCUCCUAUGUGCAGGUCAAUCAGCAAAUCACUCCUAUCAAUACUCCCCAAGCUUUUUUGCAGCCAAUACCUGGUAAUAGUCAGCAAAACCUGCAGUCAUCCUUUGCUCAAGUGCCACCACACAUUCCUUCACCCAGUCAAACAACUCCCUUUGGGCAACCACAGGGACAGCAGUUAUUCAAUCAAUCGCAGAGUCCUAUGACAAGUCAUUCUCCGCUAGCUCAGCAAUCGCCUGUCACAGUGCCAGACAAGAACCUUUAUUACUUUGAUUCAAGGCAGCACGAUCCGAGAACACCGGUAGCUCCAGGAAACGAUGAUAAUUUAGAAGCUUUAUUCCCUCCCUCCGGUUAUCCCGACCCAUUCAAAGAUGACGGUCGUUCCCUACCGGGCCCAACUUCUGCUAAAAUCCCACCGCCGGUUGCUCCAAAACCCAAUGCCUCAAAGAUUCCGCAAAAACUGAUCACGCCGACGAGUGGUACUGCUCCAUCAACGAAAUUCCCACCGCCUUCGCAGCUACCUAUUAAUUUGAGCCAAAAUUUGGCUCCACCAGUGUUGCCAAAGCCCGUCAAUAAAACGGAAAGUCUUAGUCAGAACAUAAGUUCAAGCACCUCACCCCCGGAGAGUCCAACGUUGAGCUCCUCUGCUUCGAGGCAUAGGCGGAACGUCAGCGAUACGAGUGCAUUCAAUAAAAACGUCAAUACUUACAGAGUUUUUGCGAACGAGACGUCUCAGUUCCUAGCACCCUACGAAGCGUCUGUCAAGCCUCGCACUGAGGAUGUUUCGCCUCCAGAAGUACCCACGGAUAUCAAACUCGGAAUCGGUGCAAGCGCGUCGCAUGGAGAAUUAUCGAGCAUAUCGGGAGCGGAAAAUCGAUCACUGAGCGCGGAUAUCGCGGCUUGGAACCCCUUUGAGGACAUGCAGCCGUUCAGUCAGCUCACCGAGGACCACAUCUUUGGUGCGGAAUUUGAUAAGAUACGAAGAGGAAGCAACAGCAGCAUUGGCGGCGUCAAGAGUCGCGAGAGUUUGGUCAUGAGCUAUACAGAAGUACCGAAGGAUCCGUUUGAGUCGGCUCCUUUCAGUCUGCCUACAGGCAAAAAGAGCAAAAUCGGAACAAAGGCUGCAGCUAUUGCUGGAGGUCCAGCACCAUCGACCAGUCAACCAGAUCCAUCGCCACCACCUCCGCCACCAGCAGCAGUACCAGUGCUGCAGCCCCGAGCCAAAGUCUACUCCACGACGACGUUGCAGUGGAGCCCGGAGACCAACAACGGAGGCGAAGCUACGAACGUCGACGACGAGGCAUCCCUCAUCGCCUCGGCCGCCAGCCCUGUGUCCCCGCCCUUCGUUCGUGCCCCUAUCGAGGACCGAUCCAAGUACGAAAAGCUGGCCUUCAACGCCGACGAGGUCUCCAGCGACAGCGACAAAGAGAAACUCACCGGCGGCGAGGAGAGGACGAAGAAGAAGCGCCGCAGGGUCAAGGCUGUUCUUGACCGCGCCCGUAAGAAGGUCGUCGAGCAGCAGAAGCUGGGACCCCAUCAUCAACAACAGCAGCAGCAACGAACGGCUCAGUCCGGACUCAACAACGGGGUGAAGAGCUACGAUUCUGACGACAGCAUCGGUUCGGCUAGUGAUCUGAAGGCCAUGAACGACGAGGACGGACAGGCCGACAGGGACUACGAGGACGACGGGGACUACGACGACGAGCUGGACGAGGACGAUAGAGACAAGAUCGACGAGACCAUCUCCGAGAGCGUGCGCACCUGCGGCAGCUCGGCCUAUCACGCCGAGUGCGAGAGCGUAGCGACGCACGAGGAACCCGAGCAGCACAGGAUGAGGAGGUUGAAGAGACAUCAUAACCAGCAGGUGCACCAGCAGCAGCAACAGAAGCUAGCGAUCAUCGAUGCCGAUCCGGUGGUGGGCCAUCAGUACGGAGAACAGCCUCUGCUGCUGGAUGACGAGUUGGACCCCGAGUCCAAGCCGGAACAGACACGAGGAGAUCCUUUCGUCAAGCACCAGUACAAGCUGAAGCCGCUGAUGAUGAAUAACGACAGCUCGUCGGACGAAGACGAGAAGCCAGAGCUUACUAGGGCGCCGCUGAAGAAUGGGCUGUGGAAAGUGGAAGAGGACGUCUUUGCUAUGGCGCCGUUUCCUCGGUCCAACAGUUCCAGGAAGAGCAGUGCCGCUGGAAGCAGAGACGAGAGGAACAGAUCCAGCAGCCGGACGGACACGCCGAACAACCAACAGCAGCAGCGAACGUCCACCCCGGUCACGGCAAGCUCGCCAAUCAUCUCUGGCACGCUCGUGGAUAUCGGCAAUGACAACGAGGAGCAGACACAGCAGCCACAGCAGCCGCCGAUGUAUCAGUUUGUAGUGCCAGCCAAGCCCGUAACUCCGCCCAGAAAAAUGAGCUUCCAGCUGGAAGACUGCAAGGAGAAGGACCUCUUUGGAUCUUCGCCUUUCGACUCCAGUGGCUUUAACAAUCCGUUCGACAGCAUGUCUAGCUACGCGGCUCCAGAGAUACCGGUGAGCAAAGCUCAGGUAACGGCAGUGACCAUUGUAUCUUCGCCAGAUCAGUACAACUCCCAGCAGCAGAUUUACUUCCCGGCGAUGUCGCCCACGGUCAAGUCAGCCUCGAAGUUCGGUGUUGUCACGGUUAACUCCGCAGUGCACAACAAAAUCUCGAUACCGCCACCGGCACCUCUGGGAGUGGCGACGACGAUAGUGCCGAACGCGACGAUGCGAAAUGAAGAGCCCAAGGAUCUGUUUGGUUCCAUCCCCUUCGACGAGAUAACUUCUCUGGCGCCGAGCAGCCUCGCUCAGCAGCAGCAGAGGCCGACCUCUCUGCCGCUCACUCAGUCGCCGACUUUCGUCGACAAGGCUCUGGGCACGAUUCUGUCGAGCAGUGCCCAGUCAGCUCACUCUGCCCAGCUACCGCCCAUCUGCAAUCCGAAUUACGGCAUACCUGCACCUAGAAUCACAAGGCUGGAGACACUGUCCCCCGAUGUAGAUAUGAUCGAGACCUCGCCCAUGUCACCGGAACCUCUUGUAGCCCAAGACUCGCCGAAGCAUAAGAAGCACCAUCACGAUAAGUCGUCGAAACACCAGGACAAGUCCAAGUAUCACCUGAUCAACGACAAUCGAAGCGACAGCAUCAAUGUGCUGCCGAGCAAACUGUCGCAUAAGUCUGGCAAAGGCUUGACCAAAAAGAUGCCGAAGAGCAGCAAGAAAUCGGCUGCCGUCACCGCGGGCUUCAGCAACAUGAGCUUCGAGGACUUUCCCAGUGACGAGAACAACGAUGACGGCUUGAGACACGUCGGCACGACCCGGGCCGCGUACGAGGUCAUUCGUGAACCCGAAAAGAGAUUCGGUUCGCUCAAGAGGAGGAGUAACCCAUUCACCUGAUGAACCAGAGGUAUCGUCGAUGUGCAGCUGUGAGCAGCUUUCGGUGGUUGUGAUGCUUCACGAGAGAUCGUAAAAGAUAUAAUGGCAUCAUUCUUGAAAGUGAAUAAGAAGGCAGAGAUGGCGGAGGAUAGAGAUACAGUGUUAUAAAUUUUAUAUUCGGCAUUUCGGGUUGCAGGCUCAUAUGCAGGCUCCUGGUUUGUACGAUUUCUAAGUGAGUUUAAUUUCACGUUGAAAAAAGAUUACUCUGAGGUAUUCCGCAAAAAAUCACAACCCCGAGUUUUAAAAAGCUGCUCUCAUUAUUUUCGAGUGUAAGAUAUAAUGAUAGAGUCGUUUUUUUUUUAUUUAGCUUCGGAAAUACAAAGUCCGAUAUAGAUUUACGGUUUUGUUUUCUAUGCUCUAAGUCUGAGAAUGGCUUUUUUCAAUUCAGUAAGUUAUAAAGAGGUAUAGAAAUCGAGUGUCGUUGUUUGUCGAGGAACGUAUCGACCAUAAAUGUGUGAACGGUCGAUUCGUAAACAUUUUUUAUUUUUUUAUUGGAUUAGUUAUACUUUAGUAGUAAUAAAAGAAAAUUUUUUCGUUAGACAUUUUUCUUUUAUAUAGAGAAGCACAAUGACGCUCGAUUUCGGCGGCAGUUUGAAAGAUACCGAAAGUAUUGACUCGAUCGUUCCCCAUAGAAGCAUUUAGUCACUUCUCAACUUCUCUGUACGGUAGUGAACGCAGGUUGUUUAUGUAACUUAGGCAGCUCGAUACCAAAAACACAAAAAAAAAACUAAGAAAAUAAUGCGAACCUUUCAAAUUUAAUAUAAAUAUACUGUUCAUCAAAGGCAAGCAUGUGCAUCUAUUUUUACAGCAUACACGUUUUCAAAACAUUUUUACAUACUAUUUCGAUAAAAGGCGUGCUGGUCGUCGACUUCCAUUGCUUGUAACUUUGAUCCAUCACUAUAGAAAAGUGGAAACAAAACUAAUCUACACUCUGCAAUAUGAAUUAUAUGAAUACUCAAUUGUAUACACGAGUCUCGCAAGGAAAAAAAUAAAGGGACAAAGAAGUUCAGUUCUUUUGUGAAAAUGAUUUUUAUCGUUGCGUAAAGCGAGGGAAUAGAAAAAAUCAACAUACGUAGAUUUUUUAGACAAUAAACCGACAACUGUGUUGAGUGACAGAAAAAAGAUGGUUGUGUAGCUUAAGACACCGCUUUGUCUAAAAAUCGCCUUAUCACAAAAGACUGAAUCAUUGUAACAAUCCUUGCUUGUGACAGAUUUCGCAACUGCAAUAUCUUCUAAAAAAUUAUCUCUGUUAUGAUUCAUUACGUCGGGAUAUUCAUUAUAUAGUAUUUAUGUUACAAGUAAUGAAAAAUUCAUUUUCAUUCAUCAUUACUGAUGAUACACUAUUGAAAAAGGGCAACUGAACUGCAUCAAAUUGCAACAUUUAGUUAUUUGAAAUACUUUUCUGGUACUUAAAAAUAAUUGAUUUUAUAAUUUCGUAUUGCUUACAAAGUACAUAAUUACAUGUGCUCGCAAUACCUGAAAACGAUAUAAAGACAUUCGAUAUGCGUAUUACAAUAAGUUAUUAAAUUCAAUGUCUCGAAUAGUGCAUACGCAAUCGUGUUAUUUAAAUAAAAAUCUGCUGACUAUGGUUGCGGUGCUGCGCUGUAUAUUAGUACAUACACGAUAAAGAUUUGUUUUCUAUACAUGCAUUUGAAUUGUGAUAAUUCCAAAGUGACAAAUCUUUACUGUGCAUAUACAUUCAUUUUCUAUUGAUUAGUACAACAAGGUGCUAAGCUUUUUCUCAUGUAAUACUGUUGUAAUUACGAGAUCGUAUAUAAAACAAACUGUGAGAUGUCAAAUUAAUGACAAAAGCCGUGUUUGCCUCACGCUUUUCGACAGAACCCUUUGUACGUAGAUCGUACAAGCUUUUUUUUUUGAUAAAAGAUGUACAUGAAAAGUAUGUUUCAUCUUUAGCGUGUAACUUAUUUAUUUCUAUGUUUUCUUUUUAUUCUUUAGCCGAAAGGAAAGGGCUUUGGACCAGGAAGAUUCAGAUAUAUUAUAUUCCUUUAUAUAUUUGUAUGACUAAUAGGAUUUUUUGAUUCCCUAGUAAUUUAUUUAUUAUAUUCGUUGAUGACUUUCUGAUUGUGUGUAAAAGUCAGACAAUAUUGUAAGCGAGUCUUAUAUAAAAAAAAAUGCGAAAUAUAAAUUAUAUAAAUAUAUACAUAUAUUUAUGUAAAGUGAUUAUAGGUAGUAGACAUAUAUGAAAUUAUUAAAAUUAGGUGCCUUCCUUUAUUAGAUUAAAACUUGUAUUAUGUAUCAUAUAUUUUCUUUUAAAAGGGAGACUUUCAUUUUGCGUAUAAAAUUUGGUUUUCUGGUGUGUGUGUGUAUAUAUAGCGUUUUGCUUAUACUUGACACAAUCGAGUUGUGCUAUAAAAUGUUCUUCAGUAAAAUUUAAAAUAAUUAAUAGUCUUGUGCCAACGUUGCGUUACAUUAGUAUACGUUGAUAAAAUGCUAAACUACUCGAAAUGUAUCUUCAUUGUAACGUAGAAAACGGAAAUUAAACGGAUUUAACGGAUAUUUUAAUUUAGGUAUUCGUUUAAACUUCUUUUAUCUCGAUCUCAGUGUUCGGCAUUUAAAACCAGUUCAAACAGACACGAAGAGAUGCUAUUUGGUAAUAUUGAUAAAUUGAUUAUUAGAAAUCUGUUAUGAAGAUUAAUAAUAUUCUUGAAACUGAAACUAGAAGAGACUUACAAGAUAUUUCAUAAAAUUAUAUAUUAACACAAAACAGUGGUAUGCAUAUCUUUAAUUAUUAUCGACUAUUAUACAAACUUUUCCCUUGUAUGCCCAAAGUGUAUCUUGCAUAACGUAUUUAUCCUGUUUUAAUAAUAUCCCACAUUAAUAACUCAAUAAUUUUCCUUCAUCAAAAACUCCUCGAGUAUUGUUUUAAAGGAAAGACUAAGUUAUUAAGAGAAUUAUUCUUAUCCAUGGAAUAAUAACCGAAUUCUGUACGUGAAUUUCGUACAUGCUAGAUAUGUCAAUUGUAUGUUACAUACAUCCGCAUGGUAUUGGUAAAAACUAUACUAUUUAUAUAAAAUCAGUAUACAUUUAGUUCCUGUGUGAUGAUAAGCCAAGAAACAGUUAUCGAGAAAAAAUUACUUGUGAAAUGGGCAGCUAUUGGUUUCACGUAUUACGUUUUUUUUCGUUUUUAUUUGUUAACAAUGGAAUGAUGAUUUAAAUAUAAAGUUUUUAUGGAAAAUUGAAAAAUUGCCAAAGAUUGUUUUACAAUUGAAUGAAAUAAAAAAGUUGUUAAAAAUUAUCCGCUUAAAACUUGUAUUUAAAUCAACAUUACUUUAGCAUGAACCUUUUUAUACAUACGGGAAUAAACUUGAAAUGAUUUUAUUUAUAGGCGCGUGCUUAAUACAGUCUAACAUACAGUUUUUUCCCGAUGCUCGGACAUUCCUUUUGACUAUAUUGAUCGUAUUACUUAUAGAUAAAGUAUGUUUUCUUAGAUAGAAAGGUUUUGUUGGGUCUACAUUGCUACCGAAUUUCUGCCAAUUUUCCAAUAAAAAAAUGUUUGUAUCACAUCUUAACUUUGUUACUUUGUAUUUUGAUUUAUGGAAUAAUUAAAGCAUUUAUGUACAAGUUCAUGCACGAAUUUUCAUAUUUUUUCAAGGAAAUCUACGUUCACGCAAACGCAGUACACUCUAACAAACUGAUUACCUACAGCAAACAAAAAAAUACUUAUCUUUUCCUUUGAUCCAAAAAUGUAUCGCAUUCCAACACCUAUUUUUACUAAUUGCCAGAACAAUAAUCAAUAUAUUUAAUAAAUAACAAAAAUAAACGCCAAGAGAAAAUAAUUGGGUUAAUAUUAUGUAUAAUCAAAAUUACAAAAUGAAAAACUAUAAAAUAAGCAUUCGAUAGCGCAAUGAAAACAUUUAUUGCUUAACAAUCCGUAUUAUAAUAAAUAUGUAGCAAAAAUCUCUGUAAUCGACCCAUCAGAUUUUCUGCGUUUGCAGUUUAGCGUGCGCUUUUAGAAGCUUCUCUAUGAAAAUGAACGAGUGAGAUGUCAUUAUUCAAGUGUGUUAUCGUAUUUGAGAAGAUCGUUGCACACGCUAUGUAUUUUGAUAAUAGGCAGCAUCCUUACUGUUAUAGGCGUGCGCGACAAAUGAAAAUCGCUUUUGCGACUUUUCGAGCGUUGUUAAUUUGUAUUACGAUUAAGUGUAUGGUUAAUAGGUUACGAAUGCACUAUUAAUUACAAUCACUCUACCUUAUAUGCAUAUAUUAUAUGAAAGAGAAGAAUUUAUAUGAAUAUAUUAUAUUAUAGAGAAGAAAAAUGAAGGAAGGAUAAAUAAAGAUUAUUCUGUACACAUGCGGGAGUUGGAGGGAGAAAGGCGUUUGAUCUAUAGACUCAUAAGAGCGUGAAAGUUGAUUUUUCGCGAAAUUAUUUUGUCUAGCUGCUUUUAUCGAAGUACGAGGAUAAAAAUUGAACGAGGAUAUUUUUCAUGGUCCAGUAGAGGCGUGUGUGUAUACAAAGUCAAACAUUAUUGUAUAUUCUAUAUGUAUAAAGUACAAAGCGCUGAGAAAUAAACUGUAUUAUAACGUGAAAA
Molecule: messenger RNA, 10201 nt
Organism: Nasonia vitripennis (jewel wasp)
Lineage: Eukaryota; Metazoa; Arthropoda; Insecta; Hymenoptera; Pteromalidae
Gene: Nak
Product: AP2-associated protein kinase 1
Exons: 13
Coding region: 1044-5615 (1523 amino acids)
Biological process (GO): protein phosphorylation
Molecular function (GO): ATP binding; protein kinase activity
Source: RefSeq, a predicted model, not a curated record